AUGGAAUCUCCUUAUUCGCCACCCAUUGUGUGUUUAACAGAUGACGAUGACGACAACGAACUUGAAACGCAUGUCUCAACGUUCAAUUCAGAACCAUUUAUAUAUGAAUACAAUCAUUUUCAUCGGAAACGAAAAUUAUCCGAUGCAAAUGUUCGUGUUAAUUCGUCAAUAGUAAACUGGUCAAAACGGCCAAGAUAUGAUCCUUAUCAUCAAAUAAAUCCUCCCUACAAUGCAACGAAUUACGAAUCCGCCUCAGGAACGCUUCAUUCCAAUGAUUAUUUAUAUUCUGGACCUGAAUCUCAUUCAUUUUCGGCAUUCGAUUGGUCUAGUGGAACACAAUCAACAGCUUCGAGAGCCUAUACAAAUUUCAUUCAUACGCCAUCACGACCGUCGUAUGAAUCGCCACCACCAAUCACUCCGAUACACGUGACAAAACACAUUUUAGAUCAUUCUGAUUCAACUUCACUACUUCCAGUGAUUCAUCAACAAGAUGGAUAUGCUCAUCCGUUUCCAAGAAGAUUUAAAAGCACACCUCUGUCGUGUCGAUCGCCACCGCCAUUACCAUUGCCAUUGCCUACGUCAACAGUUAUUCGACCUACUGCUCAACGUAUUCAACCAGGAAAAGCUAUUUUGACGUCUUAUUUGCAUCACCGAUCACCAUCACCACCACCGUCGCUUCCAUUGUCACGUCAUCAUCAAGCCGAAUUGGUAUUUCAGUCACGUAGUCGUCCACCAUCGCCUUCUGCUUCCCUCGGAACUCCUACAGCUGCACAUGAAAUUCGGCGACAACCGCUCAAUGGUUCCGGCCUUUUAUCAGCAUUCUAUGAUUCCGAAUGCUACCGAUGUAAUAUUUGUAAAUUCAAAAGUGUCUCAAGUUCAAUAAUUCUUCAACAUAUCUUUACGCACAUGUUUUUCUGUUCGCAUUGCUCGUACUACACGCAUUCGCAUCAUAGUCUAUAUCAACAUGUUUAUGAGAAACAUCAAACUAACUUGUAUCACGAUAAAGCCGAUCCCAAAGAUAUUGAUCUGCUCUAUGUUGUUCAAUGUUCGGAUGGGAAAUUCGCAUUGUGCAUGGAUACAUCCACACCGCCAGUACCUUUGUCAUCACAAUUCCCGUCAGUAUCACAAGUGCCUAAACCUAACGAACCAGGUCCAUCAAAAUCCAAAGUUCCUCCGUCUAAACGACGCGCUCCGCGAAAGAAACUCGUCAAAAAAAAGAACGAAGAUGAUGAUAUCGUUGUCUUAUCCGAAAACGUCAAGACAAACUCGGAACCACAUAUAUCAACAGCACGAACACCAGGAACAGCAAGCACUAUGAUCAAAGUUCUACCACGCAAAAAGAAACCAACGCCAACUUAUGUUCUUAUGAAACAUCGACGUUGUUACUCGAUUCGCUAUCCACCGUGCCUUCAUUCAUUGACGUUAGAAUACAAUAUCUGUCGAGAACAUACUAUCCGGCAAAUGUGUCAUACUCAAGGACCACUCAAACGGAACGGAUUUCACUCGAAAUCAACUCCGUUAAGCAUUAUCGAAGCAGUAGCUAAAUGUUUAAAAGCAACUGUUAACGCUAUUAUUGUUACCGAAGAAAACGAAGAAUCACCCAAUCUUGUCUGUGCAUUGCCUCAUACAUCAAUCAGUUCGAUAAUUUCAGCAGAGAACUUCGAUGUGAUAAUCAAAUCAUUAAAAAUCACGAAUAAACACGACUUAUAUGCGAAGCAAAAUGAUAGAUACAAGGCUGAAUAUAGUAUACGAAUGGGAAAUCGACAUCAUUUUAUUCUAUCAUCUGCUGGAAUAACAAAAACUGAUCAAUCGAUAUUUGCGUCGCUACAUUCAUCCAUUACAAGCGAUGAUUCGCCUUACACACGAACAAACUUGGAUAAUUUUAUAAUGCUAAAUGAUAAUACCGAUCGAUUCUUGGCAACACGUCGACCAUUGUCGUCGAAAUUAACGAAGAAAACUGACAAUGGCCCAAAACUAUCGACAAACAAUCCGAGACCGAACAUGCCAGCGGUGAGCAAUCCACUUCAACAGAUGAACUUCGCAGCGAAAGUUUCCCAAGUUGAUCGAAAUAAUAAUUUAAUUACAUCUUCCGAGUCCAAAACAUCUUCCGCAGUUGAUGUGAUAUGCAUUGAUUAG
This is a messenger RNA of Adineta ricciae, 2136 nucleotides long. NCBI's taxonomy places the organism in Eukaryota, Metazoa, Rotifera, Eurotatoria, Adinetida, Adinetidae. The record is from the annotation of a GenBank genome assembly.